Fusarium fujikuroi IMI 58289 is the source of this 1725-nucleotide messenger RNA. RefSeq names its product probable phenylacetyl-CoA ligase. The transcript is spliced from 6 exons. The record is from RefSeq and is a predicted model, not a curated record. Gene Ontology annotation, molecular function: CoA-ligase activity. Bases 1 to 1725 code for a protein of 574 amino acids. Lineage: Eukaryota; Fungi; Ascomycota; Sordariomycetes; Hypocreales; Nectriaceae.
AUGGCGUUUUACCCUCCCUCUUGGGUCCCUAACCUCCCCGAUAUACCUGACUCAAUCAGUGUAGCAGACUUUAUCAAUACUGAAAAAGCAGGGAGGAAGAGCUUUGACAAGUCAAAGAGGCCGUAUACGUGCGGUGUGACGGGCACGUCGCGGACUGCGGAGGAGGUUGCACAGCGUGUUGACUUGCUGGCGCGCGGGUUAGCGAAAAAUGUCGGGUUUGAUCCGAAUGAUGGAACAGCGUGGGACAGAGUCGUGGCGAUUUACGCCCUCAACACGAUUGAUUACAUCCCCGUUACGCACGCAAUCCACCGAGUAGACGGCAUUGUCACGCCUGCUAGUUCAGCGCACUCUGCGUCUGAACUAGAACACCAACUUCGAUCAUCCGGCGCAAAAGCACUAUUCACUUGCGCUCCUCUUCUCAGCACAGCUCUCAAAGCAGCUUCUGCCGUUGGAAUUCCAGAGACGCAUAUUUUCCUGCUCCCUCUGCCCGAGACUCCCUCUAAAGGAUCCUUCAAAACGAUUGAAGACCUCAUCGCAGAGGGUAAGACUCUACCGCCGUUGGAAUUACCAGCUUGGACACCAGGACAGGGAAAACGACAAGUCGCGUAUCUGUGCUACUCAAGCGGCACAUCAGGUCUUCCCAAAGCCGUUAUGAUCUCUCACUACAACGUCAUCGCAUGCACCCUCAUGAUCCAUACCUUCGAGUCCAUAACGCGCGCCCAAGACAACAUCGACACGCAAGUAGCCCUCGGUCUUUUACCCUUCAGCCACAUCUACGGGCUCGUUGUAAUCGCCCAUAUAGCGCAGUAUCGCGGCGAUGAGAUCAUCGUCUUGCAGCGCUUCCAACUCGAUCAAUUGCUCGCGGCCAUUGAGAAAUUCCGCAUUGAGCAACUCAGCGUCGUACCGCCGAUCAUCGUGCAGAUUCUGAGUAACCAGGAUAAAUGCCAGAAAUACAAUCUCGAUUCGGUGAGGCUUGUGUUCUCGGGUGCUGCGCCCUUGGGAGGCGAGACGAUUCAGAAAUUACUCGAGUUGUAUCCCAAAUGGAGAAUCAGCCAAGGCUACGGUUUAACGGAGGCUUCACCGUCGGUGUUUCACACAAGUGAAGCAGAUCCCGUUCUCGGGUCAUCAGGCUCUCUCCUCCCCGGCGCCAAAGUCAAGAUCAUCGACCAGCACGGCUCUGAAGUGACAAGCUACGAAACACCAGGCGAAUUAUACGUCCAAGCGCCGAAUGUCGUACUGGGCUAUCUCCACAAUGAGAAGGCUAACGCUGAGACGUUUGUACACCGCGAUGAUGGGCGGUGGUUGAGGACGGGCGAUGAAGUCCUCGUGCGGAAAUCACCACGCGGAAACGAUCAUUUCUUCAUCGUCGAUCGAAUCAAGGAACUUAUAAAAGUCAAGGGCCAUCAAGUUGCCCCCGCUGAACUGGAGGCGCAUCUCCUCGAUCAUCCAUACGUAGAUGACUGCGCAGUCAUAGGCAUUGUCGACGAGCGCGCAGGCGAAGUGCCUCUAGCAUUCAUUGUAAAGAGUAAGAAAACGAACGGUUUGAAGGAUGAGGAUGUUGUUAGGGCUGUUUGUGAGCAUGUUGAGAGUCAUAAGGCACGGCAUAAAUGGCUAAAGGGCGGGGUUAGGGUGCUGGAUGUUAUACCCAAGAGUCCGAGUGGGAAGAUUCUGAGGAGGGUCUUGAAGGCGCAGAUCAAAGCGGAGAAGCCUGUUGCGAAGCUUUGA